Messenger RNA from Rhinolophus ferrumequinum (greater horseshoe bat), 2735 nucleotides. It is a transcript of the gene PGAP3, whose product is annotated as post-GPI attachment to proteins phospholipase 3. Gene Ontology annotation, cellular component: endoplasmic reticulum membrane. The transcript has 8 exons. Lineage: Eukaryota; Metazoa; Chordata; Mammalia; Chiroptera; Rhinolophidae. Gene Ontology annotation, molecular function: hydrolase activity, acting on ester bonds. Gene Ontology annotation, biological process: GPI anchor biosynthetic process. The coding region runs from base 92 to 1051 and encodes 319 amino acids. The record is from RefSeq and is a predicted model, not a curated record.
GAGGAGAGAAUAGAGAACACAAGGCACUUCCGGUUACUCCGGAUGUGAAGACGCUUAAGCUCCUCCGCCGGCGGAGGGCCAGGGUGAAGGGAUGGCCGGGUGGACAGCGCGGCUGAUGCUACUAGCCGGGGCAGCCGCGCUAGCCAGUGGUUCCCAGGGCGACCGCGAACCGGUGUACCGCGACUGCGUGCUCCGGUGCGAGGAGCGGAACUGCUCGGGGGGAGCAUUAAAGCACUUCCGCUCCUGCCAGCCAAUCUACAUGAGUCUAGCAGGCUGGACCUGUCGGGACGACUGUAAGUAUGAGUGUAUGUGGGUCACCGUUGGCCUCUAUCUCCAGGAAGGUCACGAAGUGCCUCAGUUCCAUGGCAAGUGGCCCUUUUCCCGGUUCCUGUUCUUCCAAGAGCCAGCUUCUGCUGUGGCCUCUUUCCUCAAUGGCCUGGCCAGCCUGGUGAUGCUCUGUCGCUACCGCACCUCUGUACCAGCCUCCUCGCCUAUGUAUUCCACCUGCGUGGCCUUUGCGUGGGUCUCCCUCAAUGCUUGGUUCUGGUCUACAGUCUUCCACACCCGGGACACCGACCUCACCGAGAAAAUGGACUACUUCUGUGCCUCCACCGUCAUCCUGCACUCAAUCUACCUGUGCUGUGUCAGGACCGUGGGGCUGCAGCGCCCGACUGUGGCCAGUACCUUCCGGGUUGUCCUGCUGUUAAUGCUGACCGCGCACGUCUCCUACCUGAGCCUCGUCCACUUCGACUACGGCUACAACCUGGUGGCCAAUGUGGCUAUUGGCCUGGUGAAUGUGGUGUGGUGGCUGAGCUGGUGCCUGUGGAACCAGCGUCUGCCUCACGUGCACAAGUGCGUGGUGGUGGUCCUGCUGCUGCAGGGGCUGUCCCUGCUGGAACUGUUGGACUUCCCACCUCUCUUCUGGGUCCUGGAUGCCCACGCCAUCUGGCACAUCAGCACCAUCCCCGUCCACGUCCUCUUUUUCAGCUUUCUGGAAGAUGACAGCCUGUACCUGCUGAAGGAAUCAAAGGCCAAGUUCAAGCUGGAUUGAAGGCCCUGGGAGCGGGUCUGCCCUAGUGGGGAUUCUGCCCCCUCCCUGUUGUAUCCCCUUCUCCCCCCGGUCUUUGAGAUGAUUUAUUUUUUCCCUUUUGCAUCUUGAACUUAAAUAUGAAGGAUCAUGUAACCUGCCCACUCCCUUGCUCGCCCCCACACGGCCCUCACAGGUCUUGACGUCUGUUCAGGCCUGGCCUCUGAGCGUCUGGGGUAGGGAACGGGUAGCCAGCCCUCUGGUUCCUGAACACAACUGGUGUAGAACUGUGUUCUUAGCUCCACUGAGAAGAGAGAGCUGCCUGUACCUCCCCAUCAGCUUCCUCCUCACAUCUCCUCACUGCCUGGCCGGUUCCCCUGGCCCUCCGUCUAGCUGGGAGACCAGGUACCAGAUGCCAGGAGUUAGGGGACACAGUGGGGUCCCCUUUUGUCACCCCCGUGUCCCCCUCGCCCCCCGCACCCUGUGCCCUCCUCUAGGGACCACUAGGUGGCACUAGAUGCUUACUCUUUAGCUGCCCCUGUUUCAAGGCAGUUCACAUUCCCUCGUGGGAUCUUGAGGACCAAGCUGUUGGGAUUGGGGAUCAGUGUCACCCUGACUAUUGCCCUGGUCACACCGCAAGAGGCCACAUUCUCCAUUUGGGGCCAGGACCCCAGAGAGCACAGGACAGGAAUCCCCCUGGCCUCUGUGUUGCUGUCCUGGUUGGGAGCCUGCACACGAGUGUGUACAGGAGUGUGGACCAGACCAAGUGUGUAGGUGACGGGAUGGUGAGCACAGGCCUGGGUGUGUGGGGUGCUGGGUGGACAGUGUAUGUGAUCCUGGGCCUGGGACAGUGCAGAGUGGUUUUAAAGUGUGUGUGUUGGGUUAGUAUGGAGUAGGGGAAUAGACAUAGACUGAGUGUAAGAUGAGUGUUAGUGCAGGUGAGUGUGCCACACAGUGGGGGGGCAUUGGAGCAGGAUGAGGGAAUCGAGUCACAAUGAGCAACCAUUUAUUGAGCACCAACUGCACAAAGGCCCAGGCCAGGCAGAAAGCCAGGAUAUCCCCAAGACCUGGCUGGGGGUAUGGGUGUCUAGGCUGCGUGUGUGUGUGUGUGUGUGUGUGUGUGUGUGUGUGUGUUUCUGUAGCCCCGCCCCACCCUUUGCAAACCACAUAGGGCCCCCACACAACUCAAGAUCACCUUCCAGAACCAGCCACUUGGGAGGCAGAGAGAGGAAGGAAAAUUGGGAUUCUCUGGGCCCCACCAGCCUCCCUGUCUCCUCCCCUACCCCAGUGCCCUGUUUGUUAAACCCCUUUGCCACAGCCUGAAUCCUGGGGAAGGGAACAGGCACUCUGAGGGAAGAGGGGAAAAGGCUUAUGGUUAGGUCUGGUUUCUAGCCUUCCCAGAGGCAGGCAGGGGCCACGCUGUGUCUGCACCCUGGUAAAGGUGACCCCUGCCAGUUGCUGGCAGCCCUGGGAUAGAAUGUGGCACUCCAGAAACUUUCCAUCCAAAGGCAGUCUCUGUGAUUGCAGCAGCAAGUCUGGCUUCUUGUUCUUCACCUGCUGCCUUGUCCCUUUCUGGGGUAAGCGCACCAGGCUAGGACUCCAACUGAAGGGACUUGAGUGGCUUGUGUUAAUUUCUUUUGAUACUGAGAACUAUUUUAAGGUGGGAGGGAAGCAAGGGACAUUCUUAAUAAACCAAUUUUCAGCCUCA